UGAUGGUGGACAACGGAAGAAUUUUGAUAAUCAUGAUGAAAUAAUUUUGAUUCAAAGGUGUUUGUGUAAACACUGCUAUACAAUAGAUUCUGGAGAGAUCCACUUAGACAAUGGAUGAACUUGAAGGCUGUGAUGUGUGUGGGGGUGACCACAUCACGGAGGAAUGUCCGGAGCUGGGUCUGGCGGUCAGCAGAGAGAGUCCACUACAGACAAAAGCUCGUCUGACACUUCCUCAGGGUCUUGACGUCGUUACCGAUGGCGACGGAAACACCACCGUGGUUGCCCUGCAGCCGUUUGCCGCGAAGACGCAGUUCGGGCCGUUCGAGGCAAGGAAGACGACAUUCAGUAUUGACGCCGACCACGUGUUUGUACUGAAGGUUUUCACGAAGGACGGGGGCACCGUGUGUUACGACACGACAGAUGAGAACUUCUGUAACUGGUUGUGUCUGGUCCGGACCGCUGAGACAGCCAGUGAUCAGAACCUCAUCGCGUACACGCUCGGCGUGAACAUCUUCUACAACACCACGCGAGACAUCCCCGCGGGCCAGCAGCUCCGAGUGUGGUAUGCGCCGGCCUACGCCAGGAAACUCGGCAAGUCACCAACACCAGACGGAGUCACCACCAUCAUGCUGGGGGAGAUGCUUAUCUUCCAGGAGGAUGACACUCUGUCUCAGAUCGACCAGAUCGCCACGGAAACCAUCAACUCUGCUAGAGGCGACGCCACCCAGUCCGAGACCUACCCCGAGAAUACAUCAUCAGCUACAAUUGGUGGCAGCAGCAGCAGCAGCGGUGUGAUCGUCAAACACGAGGCUGUGUUCCAGUGUAUGCAGUGUGGCUCCACGUUCCAAAGUCAGUCGGACUACGUUCGGCAUCUCCGCGAACACCUGAUGCCGUCACGAGACAAGCCGACCACGAGGAGCUCUACGUACAAGUGCAAGACGUGCCAGGUGGGCUUCAACACAUACAGCAACUACAACCGCCACAUGAAGAAGCACGACGGAAACCGCAUCCAGUGUCCUAUCUGCAAGCACAACACGUACCGGGCCGAUCUCUUCACGACCCAUUACGUCGGGAAGCACAAACAGACCUACGAGGAAGCGAAGAGGAUUCUGUCGGAACACAGCUUCAACAAGACUUCAAAACAGGCCAGCGAGGAUGCUGAGACCACUGGGCAGGAAGAUGGACAGACGGAGAAUGUUGUCACUCCCCGUCGUAAAAGAGGUCGGCCCAGAAGGAAACCGAUAAAAGUGGAAUUGAGUGAUGAUGAGGCAGUAGGUGAAGUAGGGGAGGUGAGCGACGCUGGUGCUGAUGAUGAUGAUGAUGGUGAUGAUGAUGAUGAUGAUGAUAAGAGUGAUGAGGUGGAUAGUAAGAAAGCAAAGCUUCUGCUGAAUUACAUGUGUGUCAAGUGCGGGAAGAGUUUCGACAGUUACACUGGUCUGCAGAUCCACAAGUCUGAGCACGUGAUAAAGACGGAAGUGAAGAUGGAAUCGGUGUCUCCAGUACGGGUACAGCCGCGUCGCUCUCUCAAAGGCCGGCGGAUCACGGGUAAGCUGGCGGAGUCUGACGAUGAGACCCCGCAGCGUGAGAGCGUUCACGUGGAUACGACACCACCUGCUGCCACUUCACCAUGGAAGAAAGCUGGCCGAGGCAGACCGAGGAAGAACGUCCAGGCAGCUGAGGGUAGAGAAGAUGAUGCAGAUGUCUCACAGAGGACCAAAGAGUCUAUGGGAAGAAGUCCGAGUGUAGUGCCGGAGAGCAGAAGAGGAGAGUCAGAAUUUCAGAGUCCAGAAAGUGGCCAAGAAUCAUCGGAAGCUGCUCUGGAGAAGGAAGUGGUUCACGUUCUGAUUGGGUUGGGUGAAGGACACGCAGCGAACGCCGGGAACACGGAGCUGGUGAACGAAACUGACGGAUCAAAGAGUGAAGAAGAAACGCCGACUGGAACGAUGGUGAAAACAGAACAGUCUGAAUCGGUGGCAGGAGACGCAGAACAGACUGAGCUCCCGGACGCGUCUUGCUCGGAUGCAGAAGAACACGACGGGCGGUCUGAGGAUGAGGAUUUCGUCCCGGAGCCCGAACCAACGAGGAUGACCGUCGUGCGGAGGCGUCGCGGGAGACCACCGGGCUCAUUCAGGAAGCGGCCCGUCGACUGGGAGAUUCUCGACCUAGAGAAACGCACCAGAGUGGAGGAAACAGCAGGAGGGAAAGUGUACGGCUGCGGGGUAUGUGGCAAGAAGUUUGAGCAGCAGAGUUACCUUCGGCUUCACCUUCCGAGACACACCUCCAAGUUCAAGUGCAAAUACUGCGGAAGGUCUUUCGCUCGGAAGGAAUCGUUUCAGAAACACGACUGCAGGGCAAAGAAUAUAGAGAUUGUGAGCCACGACAGAGACGGGAAGAAGGUUUUCACGUGUGGGGAGUGCAAGAAGAGUUUCAACACGUGGGAGUCAGCUCGUCAACACACGCUGCAGCACACAGGUUCCUUCACCUGCCACCUGUGUCAGCGGGUGUUCUCUCGCAGACACCUGCUUCUUGACCACAUAUGUCACUCGGAGAAUGGGAAAAACAAGGACCUCUUUCAGUGUGAGAUCUGCCAACAGGAAUUCAGGACGUUGAGGUAUUUGUACCGCCACAUGGCUAUGCAUACAGACAUCUUCAAAUGUGAUUCCUGUAGUAAGACCUUUUCUAGAAAGGACUCCCUCCAGAGACAUCUGUUGAAGUGUAACCCCGAAAUGGCUUCCGAGCAAAAUAUCUUUCCUUGUACCAUUUGUAAAAAAGUGUUCUCCACCAAACUGGGAUUGGAGAACCAUCAGAUAAAUUGUGCCAAGUACGUCUGUGAGACUUGCCGACUGGCGUUUUUCACCGAGGAGAAUCUUGAUCAACACAAGUGCAUGGGGAAGGUGCUACACGAUGACGCGAGCAUACACUACGCGUGCACGGAGUGCGGAAAGAGCUUCGCGAGCAUCAACUACCUUCGCCGCCACGAGAUGAACCACAACAGCAGCUACAUGUGCGACAUCUGCCAGCGGUCCUUCGCCCAGCAGGACCAGUACGCAGUCCACCACAAGCUGUGCUGGGCCAAGCAGGAGAUCAACAACAUCUCGUUCGUCGAGUGCGACAUUUGCAAAGAGCACUUCGAAGACGCCAAAGAAUAUCGAGACCACUACCAGUCGCACACCCACCCGCACAAGUGCAACAAGUGCGGGAAGCGGUUCAUCAAGAUCGGGACGCUGGCGAUGCACGUGUGCAGCACGUCGAGGGACGAGGACCAGACGGUGGCGUGCAUGCAGUGCAACAAGCUCUUCAAGAACCAGAAGGCGAUGGAGAAGCACCAGGUGAAGCACGGCGAGCCCACCGAGGAGUGCGACUACUGCAAGAAGAAAUUCCACAAGCUACAGGACCACAUCUGCCACAUGCCGGACGGCACCAUCGUCAGGGUAGUCGUCAAGAAGAACCGACUGCUCAUCAAGGAGAAUCUCGUCUGCCACGAGUGCGGCCGGUCGUUUGUCAGCGUCAGCAACCUCAACAAGCACAUCCUUAUCCACGGGGAGAGGCAGAAUGAGUGCGACAUCUGUGGGAAGAAGUUCCACUACGCGAACUACCUGCGCGAACACAAGAAGAUGGUGCACAUGAAGGCCUACCGUCUGCAGUGCAGCGAGUGCGGGAAGGUCCUCUUCUCGAAGACGGGACUCGUCGCUCACAUGCGGCAGUUCCACGACAGCGAGAUCAAGCUGUUCCAGUGCCCCGAGUGCCCGAAGACGUUCCGCCAGAAGGGCAACCUGAAGACGCACAUGUUCUCGCAUACGAAAGUCAAGGGUUUCACGUGCGAGUUCUGCAGGAAGAUGUUCAAAUACCCUGACCAGUACAACCGGCACAAGCUGGAGCACACAAUGACCAACAAGAUCGAGUGUGCGCUGUGCGACAAGAAGUUCUGCCGCGAGUACCAGCACCGCAAGCACGUGGAGCUGCACCACAGCGGCAUCGUCUACAUCUGCGACAUCUGCCACGAGCGCUGCUCCCACCGCCACACCAUCAUCCGGCACUACAAGCGCAAGCACCCAGACGUCGCCUACCUGUUCGACGAGAACCCCACGUACACGGACUCGCUGCAGAAGGCCGUCAACUCGAUGGACGAGCAGCCGCAGCAGGCGGUGAGCGUCAAGCUGGAGACGAUGAUCGCCACCGACGAGAACGGGAUCGAGCGGGAGUACACCAUUCACACGGACAGAGAGGAGAGUUACCUGCCCCAGGUGGCGGCCCGGGCACUGCAGAAUCUGUCGAACGGCGUGAUACAGACGGAGAUGGAAGACGGGACGACGAUGAGCACGAUUACAGGACCAAACGGAGAGCAGACGGUCGUCAUUCUACAGAUAGUGAACUCAGACGGAACCAACAUAGAGGAGGCGACCAUUGAAGAGGUCCCGACGAUGAUCGAAGAGACGGAGGUCGUCACAGAAAAUUAGUCAUGGAAGGAGUUUGGGGUGGGGUGGGAGGGGAGGAGGCAGUGUUAGCAGACUGUCGCCAUUCUAUAAAUUGUCAACUCUUGACUCAGAGAAGAGGAGAUCCAGACCACAACUGAUCAAAGAAAACUAAUUGGUCAAAUAGUUGGGUGUGGUGAGGUAGGAUAGACACUACGUGCGUGUGUGUGUGUGUGUGUGUGUGUGUGUGUGUGUGUGUGUGUGUGUGUGUGUCUGUCUGUCUGUCUGUCUGUCUGUCGGUGUGCCGGUGCCGUAACACCAGGAACUGUGGUAUGAAGGAGGAGUACAUGUUUUUUUUUAAAUGCUUGAAAUGUCCACUACGUGCAAUGACGAUCUAUAAAUGAAUUAAGUUGUCAUUCAGUAAUGCUCAGUUUAAGUAGGUAUGAAAUGUAUGCAUGUGUUGUAAUCUGUUAAACACGUGGGUCCAAAGGAUGCAGGCGCGGAUGCAGGAUUUCUGAAAGGGGGUGGGUG
This is a messenger RNA of Gigantopelta aegis, 4943 nucleotides long. Its product is annotated as zinc finger protein 91-like. NCBI's taxonomy places the organism in Eukaryota, Metazoa, Mollusca, Gastropoda, Neomphalida, Peltospiridae. The record is from RefSeq and is a predicted model, not a curated record. Gene Ontology annotation, biological process: regulation of transcription by RNA polymerase II. The transcript has 6 exons. Gene Ontology annotation, molecular function: RNA polymerase II cis-regulatory region sequence-specific DNA binding; DNA-binding transcription factor activity, RNA polymerase II-specific; protein binding. The coding region runs from base 111 to 4457 and encodes 1448 amino acids.